Lonchura striata (white-rumped munia) is the source of this 3434-nucleotide messenger RNA. The record is from RefSeq and is a predicted model, not a curated record. NCBI's taxonomy places the organism in Eukaryota, Metazoa, Chordata, Aves, Passeriformes, Estrildidae.
GGGCUCGGUGGGACCGCGGUGCUGCUGCAGCUCCGCACCCAGCCAUGGGCGCCUCUGCCUCCGCGCCGCUGGACGACAGCAAGUGCGCCUACAUCCGAGGAAAAACCGAGGCCACCAUCAAGAACUUCAGCCCCCACUACCGCCGGCAGUACGCCGUGGCUUUCUGCAGGCACGUGCAGGAGGAGCUGGAGCAGCACCGCCACUCCCAGUCCCGCUUCCUGAAAACCAGGCCUGCGGGGGAAGCUGGGACAGUUCUGUACGAAGGAGAGCUGCUGCAUUUCAGUGAGGACCUGAAGAAGUGGAAGGACAGAUACGUCGUGAUCAGAAAUGACUACACUGUGGAUUGCUUUGAGACCAAAGAGGCCUACCAGAAGGGAGCCAGCCCUAAAUAUCAUGUUAUUCCUGCAGGAGGCAAAGUCCUGACUUCAGAAGAAGAUUACAAUUUGCUGUCUGAUAAACAUUUUCCAGACCCUGUUGGCUCCAGCGAGGAGGCGGCUGCAGCCUUCGUCCCGCUUCCGAAGGAGUUCCCGGUGUACCUGUGGCAGCCCUUCUCCCGGCACAGCUACUACUGCUUCCCGGAGCCGGGGGCACAGCGGCGCUUCAGCGCCGUGCUGGGGGACUGCGUGAGGCAUUCCAACCAAGACUUUCUCAAACAGACCACAUAUGAAGUGGAGGCUUUCUUAGAGGCCAUUCAGUUCUUCCGUCAGGAGAAGGGCCACUAUGGCACAUGGGAAAUGAUAACUGGCAACGAAAAAGAGAUCCUGAGCAACCUGGUGAUGGAGGAGCUGCUGCCUAACCUCCAGACAAUGAUCCUGCCUAAAAUGAAGGGAAAGAGGAAUGAUAGGAAACGGGCUUGGUUUGGGAUUGUAGAGGAAACCUAUGGCUUAGUCCAGCAGGAGGUGGCAGAAGGAUUAAAUACCUUGAAAGAAGAAUGUAGAGAAUUUGUAAAAACUCUUGAAGGGACCAUUCGUUCAGACAUGGAUCAGAUUCUGAGCUCCAAGAACUUCCUAGCUGGAAAAAUCAAAGCCAGUGUUUCUGAGCCUGCCCAGAAGUGCUGCACAGAGAAUAUCCAGCCAUUCCUCGCCUCCAUCCUGGAGGAGCUCAUGGGCCCCGUCAGUUCCGGAUUCACGGAAGUGCGCGCGCUUUUUGAUAAGGAAGUGAAUGAAAUCAUCCAGGACUUCCAGAAGACCAAUGACAUGACCAGGCUAAAGGAGAAUGUGGACCAGCUCAUGACCCUGCCCUUCAACUCGGUGAAAAUGGAGCCCUGCUAUCUGAAGGUGAACCUGCUGCAGGAGCUCCUGCAGGACCUCAAGAGUCGCUUCAAGGUCUAUCACAUCGAUUUUGUGAUUCAGAGGACACAGAACUUCAUGCAAGAGCUGAUGGAAAAUGCAGUUUAUACUUUUGAGCAGUUGUUCUCUCCAAGCCACCAGGCAGACUCAGCCAAAGUUGCAACAACCAUUGAAAAAGUCAAGCUGAGAGUGCUGAAGCAAUAUGACUACGACAGCAGCACCAUCCGCAAGAUGAUAUUCCAAGAGGCACUGGUGCAGAUUACCUUGCCCACAAUGCAGAAGACACUGGCUUCAACAUGCAAACCAGAGCUGCAGAGAUACGAGCAGUACAUUUUUGCUGAUUACACAAGUGUGAUCCAAGUAGAGAACGUGUAUGAAGAGAUUUUACAUCAGACACUGCUUGAAGAGGCCCUAAAAGUGAUCAACGAAGCUGCCAUUCUGAGGAAGCACAACCUGUUUGAGGAUAACCUGAACGUGCCCUGCGAGAGCGUGUCCAGCCUGACAGAGCUGAGGACUCCCGUGGGGUCAGCACAGGGCACCCCCGCCAAGGCGCCCGCAGCCCCCCGGGCCGAGGGGUCGGACACCGAGAGCCACGGGGACGAAACGCUCGUUGUGACAGGGAAAAUCGUGUGGGAGAAGGAUGCUGAUGAGGGAAAGUCACCAGACAAAGAGGCAGGCACCUCUGUUAGUGCAGCUGGUGAUCAGGCCAGCAGGAGGGAAGCAGUGGCUGUUACAGACGUUGGUGACAAACAGGAGUGCCCUUCGGCUGACCACAUUAAACAGGGAGUUGCAGAGGGAAAAGGUGCCAUGGAGAAUGUAUCAGAGUGUGUAGUGAGCACUGAGAGAGGACUCAAGGCACAACAAACAGCUCUGGAGGAAAAAGUAGCUUCUGGGACUGACACUGCAGUAAAAAAUUUUGAAGCCGGCCCUAAAAAAGAACUGAAGGUACCUGAAGGAGCAGUGGAGGAAGAGGUGACUUCAGUGAGUCAAACAGUAACGGCUGCUGUGUCUGUCAGCAGCACUGAGAAAGCAAGCACAGCACAGGAAAAAGUUUCUGAGAUAAAGCUCACUUUCUCACCUAAGAGCGUAACAGAUGCAGAGAUUUUAGGGAGUGUAGAAAAGGAAAGCAAGGUAGAAAAUGAAAUUAUGGGAACAUUAUCUCAGAGUGAAAAUGCAGUAGGAACAGGGUUGGAAGGGAAUAGUAAAAAAGAAAGUGGUGAGAAUACUGAGACAAAGAUUGUUUCCCAGGAUGAAAAGACAGGGAAAGCAGGGUUUGGGGUUAGUCCUAAAAAAGAAAGCCAGUCAGAAGAAAAGAGUAGUAAAUCCCCCGAUGAUGUGAAUGAGAUAAGGAGUUUGCUGAUGCUGACAGUUGAGAUCCCAGCGGAUACUCCAGCUGAGAACAUAAAGGAGGUCUGUGAGGGUGAGCUGCUGAAGUUGCCGGAGCACCAUAAUGGGAGCUACGAGUUGAGCGAAGUGGCUGUGGCAGAAAUUCAGGUGAGCCAGAAGAUGAAGAGUGAAGAUGCAGCAGAAUGUGUGGAGUUCAAGGAGGAGCGACCAUCCUCAGCCAGCCUGGGGACAGAUGGUACGAGGGGAGAGAGCGUGCCCAAGGGGGCACAAGCUCCGUGGCUGGUGGAGGGCUGGGCUCCGCCUCGGGAGGCAAAGGCAGAGGUGGAGAGCAAACCAAGUGUGUGGUACGCAGGUGCGGAAGGCGAGAGGUUGCAGCCGGAGGAGCACACGGGAAUUGCGGUGGAUGGGAAGGAAGGAACAGGGGACAGCCACGCUGUCCUGGAGGACAGUGGGACACAGAGCUCCUUUCCGAGCCCUGCUGCAGAUGCAGGCACGAGGGACGUGCCCAUCCUGGAUAGAGCAAACCCGGGCCCCGGACUGCUGGAGCCGGUGUCCCUGCAGCCGCGCCGGGGGCAGCCCGGGACAGAGCGCACGGCAGACACGGAGCCCGGGCGGCGAGAGGGGGAGCCGGGAGAUCAGCCCUCAGGAAUUCACGGCACCGGAGGAAAAGCGAUCCUCCCAGAAGAACACCGAGGAGAUGGUCCUGCACAGCAGAACUCUGAGGAGUAGAAAGCAGCUUUCAGCCCAGCCCUGCGGGACCUGUUCACUCCAGUAAUCCCUGUUCAGUUUUGAAUACUU